GGGCAGUGUUGUAUGAACGCUCCAAUUUUGCUGCCAGUCGCUGAAACACGGAAGAGGCGUCAGUCGUACAGUUUUGUGGCUUUUCUACUCUGUAAACCUGUUCACGAUACUAUUUAUUCGUUGUUUUUAAACCGUAAGUAAAGAGCUGAAGCCUUGACAUACCACACAGAGGCAGACGAGUGCGUAUUUGUGCGUGUGUACCCGUCGGUUUGAGGGUCUGCCAAAAACGAAAGUUAACCGAAGAGGGCCUGUAAGCCAUGGCUGAAAGUAUAGAUGAAGAAAUGCCGGAGGAGGCUUUGCCCCUCCAGCAGGACCUGACCUGCCCCGUGUGUCAGGGCAUCUUCCGGGACCCCGUGCUGCUGCCGUGUUCCCACAGCUUCUGUCGGGACUGUCUGCAGAGAAGUUUGGAUUUCAACAAGAAGUGUCCCUUGUGCAGGGUGGAGUUCGAGAGAGGACAGGAUAUCUCCAACCGUGCGCUCAGCGACGCGUGUGAGACCUUCCUCAAACACUCAACCUUCAGGCCCAACACGAAGCGUCCCAGUGAGGACACCUGCAACCUGCACUAUAAGCCGCUGGAGCUCUACUGUGAGAAGGACGAGGAGCCUGUGUGUGUGGACUGUGUCAGUCUGCACAGCACGCACAGGCUCUUUUCGCUCAAAGAUGGAGCCCCAAUGUGCAAGAGGGAGCUGAACUUCAAAGUCCAGAUUUUUGAAAAGAAAGUGGAGUUAUACAAGAAAACGACACUUAAACUCAGCAACGCAGUGGAGUACAUCAAGUAUCAAGCGGGGCAGGCGGAGAAGCAGAUCAAGGUGGAGUUCAAGAGGCUCCACGAGGCGCUUGUCACUGAAGAAGCUCUGCGUCUGAAAGCCCUGGCUGCGGAGGAGGAGGAGAAGAUUGCUGCCAUACAGGAGCUCAUUACCAGCACAAACAACAAUGUUACUGCUCUGAACGAGCUCAUUGAGACCAUCAAGAAUGAGAUGGACAAUGACGAUCUGCCCCUGCUGCGGAAUUUCCAGAAUUUAAAAAGAAAAGCCCAGUGGACUAAUACAGACCCUGCCCUUUCUUACAACUCUCUUUUGGAUAUGGGAAAGCAUGUUGGUGCUCUGAGCUUCAAGAUCUGGAAGAACAUGCAGGCCCAUGUCAAAUAUAAUCCAGUGGUGUUGAACCCCAACACAGCCUCUCCAUGGCUGUCCUUGAAUGCUGACCUGACCGCUGUGAAGGAAAGCUCAGAGCGGCUGACCGUCCCUGACAACCCGGAGCGUUUUGAUCCCUGUGUCUUUGUCCUCGGCGCCGAAGGUUACAACUCUGGGAAACACAGGUGGGACGUCGUUGUUGGUGACAACCCCAAGUGGAUUGUGGGAGUGUGCAAAUCGACAGUGGCCCGUAAAAAGAAGUUCACACUCUCUACAAACCGCGGUGUGUGGUCCAUAGGACUGAGCAAAGGGGAGUACACCGCCUCAACACCUGAGCGUACGGUGCUGCAGGUGGAGCAGCGUCCCGAAAGGAUCCGCGUCAAGCUAAACAUAGAUAAGGGAGAGGUGUCGUUUUGGGAUGGGGGAACAGCGAAGCACCUUGUCACUUUUACACACAAGUUUGAGGACACGAUGUAUCCUAUUUUGGGCCCUGGGCUCAAUGCUACGCCAAUGACUAUGGCUCCAGGAAAAAUAGCCGUACACACCUCAUGAUGCGCCAGUGUACUGCAGAGCAAUUGGUUGUUGAUUGAAAACAGGAAUAAUCAAUUUUCUAGUUAAACGUUAAUUAAAAGCAAGAUAAAGUCAACAACAUGUUACCUGUCACACAAGGAUUACUUUAAAUGCUAUGUAGAACAUCAAAUAAAAGAUUAAUAUCAGCCAAUUAGAAGAGAUGUACAGGACAAAAAAAAUACAUAGAUAAAGAUGUUAAAUGGGACAUAAAAUAUGCUAAAAUAAUGUAUAAGACUACAUUUACAUUGUCAAAACCUUCACAAAAACAAUGAAAUGAUGAAACUGACUUAAGGCAUAAAGGACUAAUGUCAAAAUAAUAUGUCAGAACUUUAAAAACAACUUUAAAACAUGCAUACAUGCGUAGCUCACCUGGGUGCGCACCCAAUGUAGGCCCUUAGGUGCAUGUUAUCCUGCCUCUCUCUCUCUCUCUCUCUCUCUCCUCUCUUUCCUGUCUAUCUUCUCCUGUCCUGUCACCUGCAUAAAAAAGCCCCAGAAACAUGCAUGCAGCGAGUGAAAAAAAAAAGCCAGGACAUGUGUAAUGUGGUUAUUGAAAGCCAUGCAGCUGCAUGAUGCACAAGUUAGAGAUGAGAUUCGUGAAAAUCUAACACUGAUCCGCAGAAGACCAAACUUUUUUUUUAGAUGUGCUUUAACUGGAGAAAACCAUUAACCAGCCUUUUGUGACUUUACCACUGACACAAAGUAAAAAAUAUAAAAUGAUACCAAAAUAACUGAGAGCAUGGCUGAUGGUGGUGGUCAUUAUUGAUAAAAGUGCCGCUCUCUUGAUGUAUCAUUGUACUUGAGGAAACUCUGAAAAGAAAACAUAAAAGUUAUGUGUGAAUGUAAUUAAGUGGCUUGGGGUUAUUAUGUUAGUUAUUUGUAAUCUUCAGAUACAUUUUGAGUUAUUUUAAUCAUAUUAAGAAUCAAAAGAAUGCAAAGCCUUUAUGCUCUGUAAUUGUGCCUUUAAUUUUUUACUAUUUUGUAUAUUAUUUAGUUUAGGGCUGCACAGUAUGAUUAAAAAAAAA
Messenger RNA from Morone saxatilis (striped sea-bass), 2725 nucleotides. It is a transcript of the gene trim35-28, whose product is annotated as tripartite motif containing 35-28. The record is from RefSeq and is a predicted model, not a curated record. Lineage: Eukaryota; Metazoa; Chordata; Actinopteri; Moronidae. The transcript has 6 exons. Gene Ontology annotation, molecular function: zinc ion binding; protein binding. The coding region runs from base 258 to 1685 and encodes 475 amino acids.